Physcomitrium patens is the source of this 2096-nucleotide messenger RNA. Lineage: Eukaryota; Viridiplantae; Streptophyta; Bryopsida; Funariales; Funariaceae. The record is from RefSeq and is a predicted model, not a curated record.
CGGUGUCACCUCUCCCCCUGCUUCCGGAGCACAGAACAGAUACACACCCAUUUACACACAUUUACCCACUUGUCGUCGUCUUCUUCUUCUUCAGAAAGCUGAAUUCAGGGGAAGCUGUGUCGCGAUGCGCGGCGCCGAUGCAUCGAUGGCGAGAGCUGAGAUGGUGAAGCAGCUUUGAGACGAGAGUGUGGAGGGUGUUUCGAAAUGGAUGUGGAUGCUUUUCGAUCCCAUGCGUUAACGACGGUCUUUGCCAGAGGAGGGUUUUAACCACCUUCGAUUCUACACCUUCUGUGACAUUUGACCUGAUUCGUGGAUUUGAAGAUAGAAAGUGUUGCAGCAGAAUUCAGAACCUAGUUAUAUUUGCUGGAGCAUAAAGCAGCCCGAGAGCGCAUGCAACGUUGCUGUCAACUCCUUGUGUGCUACAUAAUAAAUCGGAGAAGCACGAGGACGUGGAGUAAGUAGCAUUCGACUUGUGGAAGUUGUGCGUUGUUUGUGCCCCGGAGCCGCUGUUGUUGCAGGAGAGAGCGAGAGAGGAAAGGGGUGGAGCAGGGGGAUCGGAUUUCCAAAUGGCCAUGGCGAUUAAUCUGCACCAUACCCAUGCUCGAGGAUUAGCAGAACUACAACGAAGCUCCUCUCCUGAUCUUACCCGCGUGCUGCAGCAACGUGCAACUCCAGGUUGCUCUCCACAUUCGUUGCGAAAGAUCAGCACAUCAAUCCCAUCUAAAAAUUUCAGCCCACGUUUCCGAGAUUUGCAAAUCGUACCGCUUUGCCAUGCAUUAACUACUGGGUAGAUGUAGGAACAGUUGAAAUUUCAAAUGACCACAUAACUGAUGACAGCAUUCCAGUGCUCACGUUCCUUGAGGUGACAGAGCGUAUGCAGAGCUUGGCAACGACGCGGCCAACCACAUUUAGGGCCAUGUACUCGAGUGUAAUCGGUGGCAUAACCACUGAUACAGCAGCCAUGGUCAUUCCCAUUGAUGAUCACAUGGUACAUCGAGGGCAUGGAGUGUUCGACACGGCUAUCAUCUACAAUGGGUAUCUGUAUGAACUUGAUGAUCAUUUGGAUCGCAUUUUGAGGUCGGCAGAAAAAGCAAAGAUACAAUCGCCUUUUGACAGAGCAACCUUGAGAGAUAUACUUGUGCAAACUGUUGCUGCAUCAGGAUGUCGACGAGGUGCUCUACGCUAUUGGCUGUCCGCGGGUUUAGGUGGUUUUGCACUUUCCUCAAAGGAGUGCUUCAAGUCGACCUUCUAUGCGAUCGUAACAGAUAAUACAUAUCAAGGUCCAGAAGGGGUGAAGGUGAUGACCUCUACGAUUCCUAUUAAGCCUCCUUUUUUUGCCACUGUCAAGAGCGUCAAUUAUUUGCCCAAUGUACUUGCGCAGUUAGAGGCAGAAGAGAAGGGUUUAUACGCGGGGAUAUGGUUGGACAAUGAAGGCUUUAUAGCUGAAGGCCCCAACAUGAACGUUGCAAUUUUGGGCAGCGAUGGGGUGUUGCUGAUCCCUCCCUUUGACAAUGUACUGGCGGGAUGUACUGCCCGACGCAUGAUUGAGUUGGUAUCAAGGUUAAUAGACAACAAAUCGAUCCAAAACCUUAACGGUGUCAAGGUGCAGAUGAUAUCAGUAGAGGAAGCUAGAUCGGCUUCGGAAAUGAUGCUGAUUGGUAGCGGCGUACUUGUGAAGUCCAUCGUUGAGUGGGACGGCCAACCUGUUGGAACUGGAAAAGUAGGUCCACUCACUUUAGCUAUUCGGCAGGCAGUACAAAAUGAUCUGGAAGAUCUCACGACUGGGAAACUUGUUUCAGUGCCGUAUACAGAUGAGUUGUGAUAUGUUCUUAAUGGAUACUAUCUAUGUCGUUUUAUGAGCUUAAUACGUGUCUUCUUUUACUUCAGAACAUCAUGCUUCCAGCCUAGCUUAGGAAACAAAGCAUUGCAGUGCACCUCAAACUCAGAAACCAGACGCUGCUUAGAUGUUAACUUUCAUUCUAAAGUUUGCACUCGUAAUAAUGCGGAGUUUUAUUUUAUUUUACCCCUGAACAAUUCUGCUCUUUAGCAAUAAAGUUUCAUAUUGGGAUUGGUGUGUGAUCUAUACUUAUUCUUCA